AUGCCUCCUAGUAAGAAGACUGCGGUACCGAAAGCGAGCAAAGUCGAUUCACUGAAACAGGUUUCAUUGAUGGCGUUUGUAAAACCGACCGCAUCGUCAUUCGAUCCCACUCCACCAGUGCAGAAUACUUUAACGACAAGUAAACAACCUGCGACCGUGCCUUCUAGAAGCAGUCCAACGAUAAUUCCGGAAACCCCAGAUUCCAAAAAGUGCUCCCCUCGUAUCUUCCGUUCCUCCACCGGUGAUCUUGUUCAUGCCCCACUUCCAUCAGCACUUCCUGGGAUUUCAACCAGCCACCCCUACCGCAAACCCCGACGAUCUAGUUUUGUUACCCAACGCCAUGCCCAUGUUAUGGAGAAACGAGCUGCAGAAGGUCGUGUCAGUCCUAUUUCUCGUAUGGGCGAUUAUUGCAGUCUUAACUAUGCUCCAAUUCAUCAGAAUCCUUCUUCCUCGACUCCAAACACAUUUGCAAGUGAAAGGGCACGACGAAUGGUUCGAUUAGCUGUUGGUGAAACACCUCCGGCUAAACCUCAAGUACAAGUAAAACGACCUACUGUGUUGGAGGAAGAAACUGUAAUUGAAGAUAGUGUGAUUCUUGAGGAUGUCAAAUCUCCACCACCGCAACCACGAUCGGUUAAAGCGAGGCGCUUGAUUACUCUUAAUAGUCCGGAGGAGAGACAUUUGAAUGAUAUGUUAAAGGAAAUUAAUGAAAAGCAAAAAUCUCCUGAAACAGUAAACUCGAAAAAGGAGUCAGAAUCUGGUGAAAAGGUCGGAGAAAGUCUCAUUCUGGAAGAGUCAUUUUUCAAUGCUUUGGAUGAUGAUUGGUCUCUUGAAUUCAAGGAUAGGAACUUGAAUUUUGGUACGAACUACAAUGGCAAAAUUCCAGAGGAAGCGAAACGACCGUGGUACCGCUGUCGGAUUACAGACAUUUCCUCAAAAGGGCAUUCAAUAACCAUUUCGGCCGUUCACAUGGAUACCAAAGAAGCCAUCACUAUUGAUCUUUCUGGAACUUGGACUGAUACGCCGGCUCGGUUAGGAAAUAUUAUCCAUCUUGUCCCCUCCAUCACUGACUCUCAAUCUUCUGUUUCCCCACCACCAACCUUCCACCUCUCAGACGAAGAUCACAUUCAGUCUGAAGGAACACUAUCCUCUCCCCAUUCUACACCCCGCCUUCUUAUCUUAGAGCCCGAAGUGCUCAUCUCAGGAACAACUGUAGCAAGUAUUGCAGCUGGACGUUGUUCACGGCGAGCUGUUCUUCAACAUCUCUGGGCUGAAAAUGAGGUCUUGGAGUCGAUAGCAACAGAAUCAUCGGUUAGUGUGACUACUUCCUCUGCGUCUGGAACAUCAAACUCGGCAGUGAAUGUGAUGCUCGUUGGUAGUGUGGUUCACGAGGUCUUUCAGCAAGUCGUUAAAAUGCGGAUGUCGGGUAAAUCAACAUCCACAAGGGAGGUCCUCUUCAGCAGUAUUAUCAAACCCUCAAUUAUACUUCAAUUAUAUGGACUAGGUGAUUCUCCUAAAGAAUUCUGCGCAUCUUUGGAGGUUUUUCUGCCAAAGAUUGAUCAAUGGGUUAAGGAACAUUGCUCUUCGAACUCCCGAACAGCACCUUCGAAUAAGCCAACCAUCAAAGAAGUUCUGGAUAUCGAAGAAAAUAUCUGGUGUACAAAAAUCGGAGUGAAAGGAAAAAUUGACAUGACGGUCAUGUGUCAAAUUGGAAAGGAAUUGGAUUGUAGCUUAAUUCCCUUGGAAUUGAAGACUGGAAAACCCUCCUUCUCCUUCGAGCAUCAGGGCCAGGUACUUCUCUAUCUUUUGAUGCUUUCCGAUCGUCACUCAGACCGCUUUCAAGAUGUCGCAAAACACGGUUGGCUGGUCUACCUGCGUCAACCUGAUCGACGUCAGAUGGGUCAAUCGGAUUUGGUUAAACCUCAAGCGAGCAGCUUUCGCGGUUUGAUUCAAACUAGAAAUCGCAUUGCAGCCUCUUUGAAACGUUUGAUUGCAUUGGAUGACUUAAUUCCCGAAGAGGGGAAAGAGAAUGCUAAAUGGAGCCCCCAGUUGCCAUCUCCGUUGGACAGGGAGCGUGUGUGCUCCUGGUGUCCAUACCUCCUCACCUGCGGUCUAUUUCGUGGAGAAAGCACCCCACCUCCAAUUGAUGCCCAACUACAUCAAAUGUUUAACGAUCGCAUAAAGCACGUCAAAUUCGAUCACAAGACCUUCCUCCUUCACUGGACUCGUCUCCAACUUCUCGAAUACGCAAGUAGCAACAGAGUUGACAAAGUCCUCGUUAGCAUAGCGGAAUCCACAAAUGAGGCAACUUCUGGUGCUAUUCGUGGGUUGAUCGUCGAAAAUACGUCACAAUCUACUUCUGAUAGUGAAUUUGUCAUUAAUAUGGUGAAACAGGACAGUGGCCAAAUUACAAUCCAAGGUAUGUCGCUUGGAGGCUUCUUUAUAGUCAGUAGUGACGACAGCCGUCAUGUCGGUCUUUGCCUCGCCACUCUAAAAGCCGUAUCACCGUCAUCGAGAUCACUCACCAUCUGCACGGACAGGCCCUUACCUCAAUGGAUUACACGAUUUCGAUUGGAUCGCUAUUUCGCCGAUAAGGCUGUUCAGAUCAACCUCUCUAAUCUAGUGGGGCUAAUGGAAAACUCUAGAAUUUGUGCUCAACUUCGACAGUUGAUAAUCGACCAAAAUUGUCCCCGAUUUACGCGCAGUCUGAAAAAGUCCACUCUUCUUGAUGUUCGACGAUUCCUUCGCCCUUUGAAUAUGCAUCAACGUCGAGCUGUUCUUUCCGUUCUGAUGUCGAAGGACUACACCCUGAUCGAGGGCUUUCCGGGUUCAGGUAAUGCUGGAAACCUAUCAUCAGGACCACAUAUGUGGACUCCCUUCCAACCCAUGCUUAUCUACUCUACUUUCCAUCGACGAUUUGCAUUUUUUCACAAGUUUCUUGACCAGUGCUUAUUUGACUUUCCUCAUCAUCAUCAUCAUCACGGCCGAUUUAAAGCUAGGGUGGCUCUCACUCCGGAGGGUGUGUACAUCAUG
Molecule: messenger RNA, 3033 nt
Organism: Rodentolepis nana
Lineage: Eukaryota; Metazoa; Platyhelminthes; Cestoda; Cyclophyllidea; Hymenolepididae
Source: the annotation of a GenBank genome assembly